AUGGCUGACGAGCACAAUCCCAAUGGCGCCUACAGCGAGGUCUUCGAGGAGGGAAAAGAUGCAGGUCAGGCACAGACCAUCCAUCGCAUCCGUGCCAAUUCCAGUAUUAUGCAGUUGAAGAAGAUUCUCGUGGCCAAUCGAGGAGAAAUUCCUAUCCGUAUCUUCCGUACAGCUCACGAGCUCUCUUUGCAGACGGUCGCGGUUUUCAGUUAUGAGGACAGACUUAGCAUGCAUAGGCAGAAAGCCGACGAAGCCUACGUUAUUGGAAAGCGCGGUCAAUAUACACCUGUUGGAGCCUACUUGGCCGGUGAUGAGAUUAUCAAGAUUGCUCUGCAACAUGGCGUACAAAUGAUCCAUCCUGGUUAUGGUUUCCUGUCAGAAAACGCAGGAUUUGCUAAGAACGUUGAGAAGGCUGGUCUCAUCUUCGUCGGUCCAUCUCCCGAAGUCAUCGACGCCCUAGGUGAUAAAGUCUCUGCGAGAGCUAUUGCUAUCAAGGCUGGUGUCCCAGUCGUCCCAGGUACCGAAGGUGCCGUAGAGAAAUUCGAAGAUGUCAAGAAAUUCACCGACGAAUAUGGAUUCCCAAUCAUCAUCAAGGCAGCAUAUGGAGGUGGUGGACGUGGUAUGCGUGUCGUCCGCGAGCAAGAAACCUUGAAAGAUUCCUUCGAGCGAGCUACCUCCGAAGCCAAGUCUGCCUUUGGUAACGGCACAGUCUUCGUCGAACGUUUCUUGGACAAGCCAAAGCAUAUUGAAGUCCAGCUUCUGGGUGACAAUCACGGAAACGUCGUUCACUUGUACGAGCGUGACUGCUCCGUCCAACGAAGACAUCAAAAGGUCGUCGAAUUGGCUCCCGCCAAGGAUCUUCCCCCUGAGACCAGAGAUUCUCUGCUCUCUGAUGCAGUGAAGCUUGCCAAGUCUGUCAACUACCGCAAUGCUGGAACAGCGGAAUUCUUGGUUGAUCAACAGAACCGAUACUACUUUAUCGAGAUCAACCCUCGUAUUCAGGUCGAGCACACAAUUACCGAGGAGAUCACUGGCAUUGAUCUUAUUGCUGCUCAGAUCCAAAUUGCAGCUGGUGCUACUUUGGCUCAGCUUGGACUGACCCAGGACCGCAUUUCUACGAGAGGAUUUGCUAUUCAGUGCCGUAUCACCACGGAAGAUCCAUCCAAGGGAUUCUCCCCAGAUACUGGAAAGAUUGAGGUUUACCGAUCCGCUGGUGGUAACGGUGUCCGCCUUGAUGGUGGUAAUGGAUUCGCUGGUGCGAUCAUCACCCCCCACUACGAUUCCAUGCUCGUCAAGUGUACCUGCCAUGGCUCCACAUACGAGAUUGCUCGGAGGAAGAUGCUUCGUGCUCUCGUCGAAUUCCGUAUUCGUGGUGUCAAGACCAACAUUCCUUUCUUAGCCUCAUUACUCACACACCCUACCUUUAUUGAGGGAAAUUGCUGGACGACCUUCAUCGAUGAUACCCCUGAGCUGUUCGAUCUUGUCGGCAGUCAAAACCGUGCUCAAAAAUUGUUGGCCUACUUGGGAGACGUUGCUGUGAAUGGCAGCAGCAUCAAGGGACAGAUUGGAGAACCCAAGUUCAAGGGUGACAUCAUCAUGCCAGAAUUGUUCGACAAUGAUGGAAAGAAGAUCGACACAACGGAGCCUUGCAAGAAAGGCUGGAGAAACAUCAUUGUCGAGGAGGGACCAGAGGCAUUUGCCAAGGCCGUCCGAGCGAAUAAGGGAUGCCUUCUCAUGGACACUACAUGGCGUGAUGCUCAUCAAUCGUUGUUGGCCACCCGUGUUCGAACAGUUGAUCUGUUGAACAUUGCAAAGGAGACCAGCCACGCAUACAGCAAUCUCUACAGUCUUGAAUGCUGGGGAGGAGCAACUUUCGAUGUUGCCAUGCGUUUCCUCUAUGAGGAUCCUUGGGACAGACUCCGAAAGAUGCGCAAAUUGGUUCCAAACAUUCCCUUCCAAAUGUUGCUCCGUGGUGCCAACGGUGUUGCGUACUCUUCUCUCCCAGAUAACGCUAUUUACCACUUCUGUGAGCAGGCCAAGAAGCACGGUGUUGAUAUUUUCAGAGUGUUCGAUGCCUUGAACGACAUUGACCAACUCGAGGUUGGUAUCAAGGCUGUUCACAAGGCUGGAGGUGUAGUUGAGGGUACAGUGUGCUAUAGUGGAGAUAUGCUUAACCCCAAGAAGAAGUACAACCUACCAUACUACUUGGAGCUCGUCGACAAGCUUGUGGCCAUGAAGAUCCACAUCUUGGGCGUCAAAGAUAUGGCGGGUGUUCUCAAGCCUAAAGCAGCGACUCUCUUGAUCGGAGCAAUCCGGAAGAAGUACCCAGAUUUGCCGAUUCACGUUCACACGCACGACUCGGCUGGCACCGGUGUUGCGUCCAUGGUGGCUUGCGCCCAAGCAGGUGCCGACGCUGUGGAUACUGCUACUGACAGUUUGUCUGGCAUGACUUCUCAACCAAGUGUGGGUGCUGUCCUUGCUUCAUUGGAAGGCAGUGAUCUCGACCCUGGUCUCAAUGUUCACCACGUCCGAGCCAUUGAUACCUACUGGGCUCAACUCCGUCUCCUGUACUCGCCAUUUGAGGCAGGUCUAAAUGGACCCGACCCCGAUGUCUACGAGCACGAGAUUCCAGGUGGUCAAUUGACCAACAUGAUGUUCCAAGCCUCUCAACUUGGUCUUGGUGCUCAAUGGGCAGAGACCAAGAAGGCUUACGAGCAAGCCAAUGAUCUGCUUGGUGAUGUCGUCAAGGUUACUCCUACUUCCAAGGUCGUUGGUGAUUUGGCUCAAUUCAUGGUUUCCAACAAGCUCAGCUUUGACGAUGUUCAAAAGCGUGCUUCCGAGCUUGAUUUCCCAGGCUCAGUCCUUGACUUCUUUGAGGGCCUUAUGGGUCAGCCAUACGGUGGAUUUCCUGAGCCAUUGAGAACCAAUGCUCUCCGUGGUCGCCGCAAGCUCGACAAGCGCCCUGGUCUUGUCUUGGAACCACUUGAUCUGGCUCAGAUCAAGAGGGAUAUCUACAAGAAGUAUGGUAGUGUCACCGAGUGUGAUGUUGCCAGCUAUGCUAUGUAUCCCAAGGUCUUUGAGGAUUACCGAAAAUUUAUCCAGAAGUAUGGUGAUCUGAGUGUGCUCCCAACCAGAUACUUCUUGUCUCGACCUGAAAUUGGAGAGGAGUUCCACGUUGAGCUUGAGAAGGGUAAGGUUCUGAUCUUGAAGCUUCUUGCUGUUGGUCCUCUUUCGGAUACCACUGGCCAGAGAGAGGUCUUCUACGAGAUGAACGGUGAAGUUCGACAAGUCACAGUUGAUGAUAUCAAGGCUGCUGUUGAGAAUACCAGCAGACCUAAGGCCGAUCCUGGAGACAGCAGCCAAGUCGGUGCACCAAUGGCCGGUGUUGUUGUUGAGCUUCGAGUCAAGGAGGGUGGUGAGGUUAAGAAGGGUGACCCACUUGCUGUUCUCAGCGCCAUGAAGAUGGAAAUGGUCAUCUCAGCACCCCAUGCUGGUAAAGUGGGUAAUGUCCAGAUCAAGGAAGGUGACUCUGUUGCUGGUUCCGAUCUCAUCUGUAAGAUUGUCAAGCCAGGAGAGUAA
Messenger RNA from Mollisia scopiformis, 3579 nucleotides. Its product is annotated as pyruvate carboxylase-like protein. The record is from RefSeq and is a predicted model, not a curated record. The transcript has 12 exons. Gene Ontology annotation, biological process: gluconeogenesis; pyruvate metabolic process. NCBI's taxonomy places the organism in Eukaryota, Fungi, Ascomycota, Leotiomycetes, Helotiales, Mollisiaceae. Gene Ontology annotation, molecular function: ATP binding; pyruvate carboxylase activity; metal ion binding. Gene Ontology annotation, cellular component: cytoplasm. Bases 1 to 3579 code for a protein of 1192 amino acids.